AUGGCAGUUAACGAUUUCACUUCCAAAGCGACUGAACCCGAAAUCUGCUUCCCGAGGUCAUUUCCCAACUUCUUGAUCUGGAUCUACAACCUUCGCAUCACCUACCCAAAAGAGGAAAUCUACAUUUGCGACGAUGAUGUAUCUGGCGCCUUCCGCCAUGUCAAAUGGAACCCCAAUGUUGUUGGCAUGCACAUGUUCAUGCUAUUUGGAUUCCUAUUCUUCUGUAUGGGUCUCUCAUUUGGCGACAACACCAGCCCAGCCCAAUGGGAAGUCGUCGCCAUGGUCCGCCAGCAACUCGCCCAAUCCCUUUGGUAUGCUGCAGUCACCACCAUCCCACGAGUUGCAAAAUACCUCCCAAAGCUAUCCUUUGCUCCUCUUCCAACGCCAUCCGACAUCGCCACUUUCACUCCUGCCAAACCCGACUCUAAGAAUCCAGGGGUCGUAAACGCAGACGGAUCCCGCAAGUCCCCAACCUUUGACCACCAUGUUGACAAUUGCCCCUACGCCGACGUGGCCCUAUUCUUGCGCCAAACAAUUUCUGCCAGCAUCCUUGCCUGA
Molecule: messenger RNA, 558 nt
Organism: Cylindrotheca closterium
Lineage: Eukaryota; Bacillariophyta; Bacillariophyceae; Bacillariales; Bacillariaceae
Source: the annotation of a GenBank genome assembly